This is a messenger RNA of Capsella rubella, 647 nucleotides long. Its product is annotated as protein FAM136A. NCBI's taxonomy places the organism in Eukaryota, Viridiplantae, Streptophyta, Magnoliopsida, Brassicales, Brassicaceae. The coding region runs from base 49 to 513 and encodes 154 amino acids. The record is from RefSeq and is a predicted model, not a curated record. Gene Ontology annotation, cellular component: cytoplasm. The transcript has 3 exons.
ACCCUAACCCCUAAAAUCGAAAUAGACGAAGGGAGAGAGAGAGAGACGAUGGAUCACAUCGCUGCGGCGGAGGAGCAAAUCGUGACGGAGAGGUUAACUAGAAAGCUUGAAGAAGUUAAUGCAGCUGCUCAGGCCCAGCUUUCUCCUGUCCAAGAUCACAUCAAUUUCACCCUCCAGCAAGCCUAUUUCAAAUGUGCAUAUGAGUGCUUUGACAGAAGAAGAAAGCAAGAGGAGAUAAGCAACUGUGUUGAGUACUGCAGUGUCCCCGUUGUCAAAUCUCAACAGCAUUUCGAAAACGAAAUGGCUCAGUUUCAGGAAAGACUAAACAGAGCACUGAUGGUGUGUCAAGACAAAUUUGAGACUACAAAGCUCCAAAAGAUCAGGCAUGAAGCUGUUAGUGAGAUGGAGAGUUGCGUGCUCAAAUCCAUUGAGGAAAACCUCAAUACAUUACCUCAUGUUGUGCAGAGAAUGAAGACAGCAUUUAACAUGACUAAUGAAAUCUCAAAUCCAUAAACAGUUCAGAACACGACUGGCCAUUUGUUUGAAUGUUGCAGUCUUUUAUUUAAGACCUUUUGUUGUCUUUUUUACUUUGUAAACUUGUUUUACUUGCUCUUAUAUAAAGGCCACGUUAGGUUUAAAAUUUGGCA